AUUGCAAGGAAACAGACGCUCUUGGGAUUUACUAAAGCUCCUGGCGCAGUUCCGUGACACACAUACAGAGCUCCCAUUGUAUUAGCUGCUGCUUUGCACAUCUCCUAAUUUGGAUUUACCGGGAAACUCAUUUCCUGAGGCUCGAGAGGGAGCGCGAGUUGGAGAGAGGCGGCGGGAUCCGAGGGAGGGAAGGGAGUGAGUGACAGACGGAGGCACCGGCCGGGACAGCGGUCGCCAGCGCCGAGGACGAUGCCCGGGGCUGGCAAAGAGCCCCAGCGGUCGCCGCCGCCCCUCCACCACCAGCAACAGCAGCACAGGGGCAUGCUGAAGUGCGUGGUGGUCGGGGACGGUGCGGUGGGCAAGACCUGCCUGCUCAUGAGUUACGCCAACGACGCCUUCCCCGAGGAGUAUGUACCCACCGUCUUCGACCACUACGCAGUAACCAUCACCGUUGGAGGAAAGCAGCAUUUGCUUGGUCUAUAUGAUACUGCUGGACAGGAGGACUAUAAUCAACUGCGACCUUUCUCCUAUCCAAAUACAGACGUAUUUUUGAUCUGUUUCUCUGUGGUAAAUCCUGCAUCUUACCACAAUGUGCAAGAGGAAUGGGUGCCUGAGCUUAAAGCAUGUAUGCCACAUGUGCCUUAUGUAUUGAUUGGAACUCAGAUUGAUUUAAGAGAUGAUCCCAAAACAUUGGCCCGAUUAAUUCAUAUGAAGGAAAAACCUAUCACGUAUGAACAAGGUGUGAAGCUGGCAAAAGAGAUUGGAGCACAGUGUUAUUUGGAAUGUUCUGCACUCACGCAAAAAGGCUUAAAAACAGUUUUUGAUGAAGCAAUUUUGACAGUUUUCCACCCCAAAAAGAGGAAAAGAGGUUGUGCAAAAUGUCGUCUGUGUUGUGCAAUUAUCUGACGCAAUGCAAGAGGGCAAAAGAACUUUAAUACAAGAAGGCAAGUUCUGGAUGACAAACAAGAACGAAGCUGAUUGUGCAAACAGAAAGCAUUUUACUGAAAGUUUUUGGAGAAGGAAAGCAUUCAUUUCCUUGUUCCUUGGUAUGGUGAAGAGAUGGAGAUCGGGUCCAAUAGGAACAGCUGCAAUAGUGGACUAACAUAAAGUAUCAAACCUCACAGAAGUCAUAUUAGUUUACUGCUAACUGUCAUUCACUUUUCAAAUUGCCAGGUGUGCAUCUUCUCUCAAGCCUGGCUGGAAAGUACUGAGCCAUUGUUUAAAAAGAACUGUCUGUGUUAUGGCGAGGAUGUGACAUGGAAGCCUGAGGAGCAGUAGAGGCAAAGGUGCUGUACAGAGCGCAUAGAAGCACUGCAGUGGAACCCUGUUACUUUCAGCUAAGCUUUUCCGUGGCCUUAUACAGCUAACUAUAAGCACAUACCGCAGUUUGAAGACCUCAGUAGUAUUUGUUCAUACAGUACUGCCUUCCUGAAGCUGGGUGAGCACUAAUGCAAUUUGCAAUAGCCAUCUGAACUCUUGUAGCCUGCAAAGAUCAAUGAAUAACUUCUAACUGUGUAAGCCAUUAUUUCUGAAGCACAGUAGUAACGGCAAUCUUCAAUGAUUGUUCAAAGUAGCAUUUUAAAGUAAUACCAGCACUACAUUUUGAAUCUUAAACAAGAUAUAAAAUGAGAUCAUAUUACCCUGGGUUCUCUAAUUUCAUGACAAGGUUAAUUCUCCAUGGAACAAGACUUGAAAUAAUCCAUGCUCUAAGCAACCCAAAAAUAGUUUCUCUGUUAUUUGAUUGUUUGUACAGCAUCAGAUGCUUUGCUUUGGACCUGCUAUGGUCAUAUUUUAACCCACUGAUGGCGGAGAUGAAGCUUACAAAUAGCACCUCUGCUUAAAUACCAAGUAACACAUUAGUGUUACCAAGCUUUAUUUAAGUAUUUUUCUUAAUGUGCAGAGUAAGAAUGCUUAAUAAUUGGGUUGGUAGUCUCUCACGAUGGUCUGUAGAUGCAUGGCACAUUGGGUUAUGGAAUGCGGUCUUGAUUCCUUCACCAUGAAAAUGUUGAACAGAGCCAGGUGUCUCUGCAUUUGGAGGAAGAAUGCAUUUGAAAAGCUUGCUGAUUUUACACUCUUGUACAAAUGUUGGCAAACAAUGCAAGGUGAUGUUAGUGGACACCUAGGAUCACACCACUGUUUGCCCAUUCAUCUACAAUUACAGGUAGCAUGGUGAAGCCAUAAGAUUAAAAUAGGGAGUAAAAACUGAUCCUAAAUCCUUCUCCAACAUUGGCGUGCAUUUUAAGGAUUAGCAAUUAAUUCAGUUUUCUUCAGGGACUCCUAUACCAUCCUAGUACCUGGUCACUUCUUUUUGCAGUUCUAAGCAAAUCAUUGGAGACCAUGAGAGGGCUGCCUGGUGAGAACUUUCCUUCGGCAUGUUCUUCUCAUUGAGAAAGUAUCUGAUCUGUAUUGUAGUUUUGGUCCCAAAAAUUCACCUGAAAUGUUCACAUUCAAAGCACAGUGUUUUACAUUCCACCUUGGUUUACUUGCUACAAAAUUACUACAAAAAGUAAAGCUUUCUUUCAUCAAGAUUAAUACAGCAGAACAGAAAGUAAGCUACAUCAUUGUAAUUAUGGUUAUUGAACUAUACAUCCAUUAGCAUUGGAGAAACCAAAUGGGAAAAUUUUCUUUAUGUAGUUUAAUUGGGAUAAUACUGCAAAAUGUAGCUCAAAACAACAUCCUGUUUGAUUUAAAUCAUGUUGGCCCAGAUUUUUCUGGAUUUUGGAUUCUCUGAGUUCGACAUCCUUCAGUGAUAUUUUGCUUGCCUUGUACAUUGCUUGUGUGUGAGCUGUUAAUGGUGCUGGGAGGCAGUGGGACAUCUGAGACCAUGGCGAAUAGUGAGAUCCUUACCAGUGUGACUUAAGGAUUGAGGAAAAAAUAGAGAGAAGAUGGAGAAAGUGGAGGGUGAAUUAAGGUGUAGAGGUUUUUAAAAAAUGGGGAAAGGAAUUCUGAAUUAAGAAAGGAUAAGAAGUGACAGAAAGGGUAAGAAGUGACAGAAAGGAAAAAGGCUUAACAUUUCAACAUUAAUAAUGUUAGUCGUGCAGCAAAUCAUGGAAGUUCACAAGUCACAAGGUAUCGCCUCCAUGUCAAGAGCUGCCAGGCUUUCUGUGAAGUAAUAGGAAGCAUCAUAAGCUUCCAUUACUUUUCUGCAUGGUGAAAAUAUAGUGUAAUUCUUAUUACAAUUUAAUAAUGCAAGCACUUAGUAAUUAUAACUACAAGUCACACAAAAUAAUCACUUGAAAUCAUGAUUGUGCUGACAACCAUUAUUCUGCAUGUACAGUGCACAUAAAGCAAUAUGGCUUCAUUUAAAAAUUAAUUAUAGUUGUGAAGAACAAUUUAAAUCCAAGAACUUAACAUUUUUCAAAAUAGCAAUACCCAUUUAGUUAAUAGACGUCGGUGGUCUGGGUAUUGUAGUCAACAGAUAAGCAGCAAUGCUGACUUGACUUUUUGGAAAGCUGCCUGUAAAAGUCCACUGAUUUCUAUGUUACGGGCUUUACCUUUUCCAAUAUUUUAUUUUCUGCACAUCAAUUCUGUGGGAUCACUGAUAUCCAGCGGCAGGAAGGUCAUCAAGCAGGCUGAAGGAUGAUCGUAUUGAAGAAGUUUUUUUGGCAACAAACUGGGAAGGUUAAAGCACAGCUAUUAAUUAAUAGUUUAAACAUUUUACAGAGCUUGAAGUAGGUUAGAAUAUGAUUAAAGUAGUAGCUCAAAUAUUAUUUUUAAAAUGCAUUUUGAAAUAUUUACCUUGAGGAAUUAUAAUCCAUAAACAAAAUUAAUUUGUUUCAGGAGAACAGUUUGACAAAUGGUAUUUAUGGCUUAAUAUACCAUUUAAAAACUCACUUGCACAUCAAACAGCAAAGCAAAACAUUUUUAGGUUCAUGAAUAUCUGAAUUUUUUGUCAGUUCUUGAUUACUAUGCAAAACUGUGCCCCCUAUGCAGAGGCAGAAAAUCAGUAAUAACUUCUGAUUCAAUCUUCAAGUGAUUAUGUGCAUUGUCCAGAAGUUGCUGUUAGUUUCGUGAUGAAGUGAUGGCAAAUGCUGGCAGUUUCACAAAUAAAUACCAAAGUCUGGGCCAAUAUUCAGAUCUGGUUUGAUUUGCUUCAUCGGGAGGUUCAAUAUUUCUAUUAUGUAUCACUAACCAUUCUGUUAUGCCAAUUGAACCUUAAUAUGUAUUCUUUUUUAAUUACUUGUUUUCCAUAUGCUUCCUAAAUAAUCAGAAGCAUAUUCAUGACUGCACAAUUUAAAACAGUUCUUUUCAUUGUAUGAAAAAAAAACAUAAAUCUGUGUGUAUUUAUUUGACACAAUUUUUCGAUGGUCUCAGUUAACCAGAUCCUAAUCAGAUAUCUGUGUUAAGCGUAAGUAAAAUUACCCAGAAUUUCUAGCUGCAUUGAGUCUAUCACCUCUGUCUUUUUUAAAUUAUAUUAUUAGUAGGAAAAUUUAAUGUUCAAGAUGCACUUUUUACACUUGAUAGGAGCCAAUGUUAACCAGUGAACAGAUGGAUGUAUUCAGAGCUUUUCCAAGGACCCAUGUUCAGGAGCUAGUUUUCUUGAUUGUCACAAUAGCAGAAUGUGAAUUUAGGUGUGUUAUCGAAUAGGUUUCCUUUCUUAGCAUCAUGUCGUCAAUUAUCUCUCCAAACUAAUGUAUUUCUUAUAUUCAUAGUUUAACAGUAUGAAUUAAGCUAAUCAUUAACAUUCAAAGUAGGCUUGCUGGACUUGUUUAGUAAGCAAGUGUAUAAGCUGUGGAACUAAACAGUAUUUUAAAAUGAGCACAAAAAAAAUGAAGGGAGUCCAAAGAAAUCUCUGAGUAAACUAAAUCUACGAGAAUAUGUCUAUAGAUCAUUGACAAAUCAGAAUAUAGUUGAAAUAAGCAAUAUAUUUUAACUUUAUUGUCCAGAAGAGCUAGGCUCAUAUGCUUUCAAUGUAUGUGAUAGACUAAGUGAAGAGAGGGGGUGUUUUUCUGAACACAGCAAAUACCCAGAAAAAAAUUGCAUUACCAAUGAGCUCAUGCUGCUAAACUGAGCAAUGAAUUAUGUUUGAAUGUUUGGAAAUGUGCAGUAGCAUUCUAAUGGUCCAUCAUAGAAUCCCUGAUUAGCACGUGGUUUUGUGGUGGUGCUUUAUUGUUGCGUUUCAGUGCUCUGCCAACCUCAAAAGUCAAACAGGAAACUGCUGGUUUCAAUUAAAAUUGGUUAAGAUAUAUCUUCAUGCAACUGGGAUUCUGAUCCAACCAUCCUAUUGAUACUAGAUCUUACCACUUCAAAGCUUGUUACAACUUUUAUUUGGCUCAAUUUAGCAGAUUUUUUCCAUAAACAAUCAGAUCAAAGCUAUUUUAAUUGUGGUCAUACUAGUCCUGAUGUGUGGUUGUUCCAGCUUAGGGUAAGAAUCCAGUUUUUAAUUUCAUGACAAGAAAGAUUACAAGUAGUAAAUUAGACAUUUCUUUCUCUUCCUAACUGAAAUAAGAGUUAGGAUUCCACUCUUGAUCAUGCAUCUCAUUUUCUCAUCCACUGUAAUUGCAUGUUGAUUAUUGAAACCAACAAGUACUGUCCAGUUGAAUGAAGCUUCCCAACAGGUAUUGUUUUAUGACUUUCAUAUACCUUUAAAAAUUACAGCAGCAAUAGGAGACUUCAUUAAAUUUAACCUUAAAAACACUUUAAUACAUAAUGUAAAUAUUUUUUUUUCUCAGGAUCUGUUAGUCAGUAAUUAACUAGCUGACUGAAAUUUAGAAGAAAUACUUAGUUCCAAAAUAACCUAGAAAACCUAAAUUGUCAUUCUCAAACAUACAAAGCCAUGAGCAGCUUAUUUAAUAUAUUAUGGGUAAUAAAUCAGUCAGAGAAAAAGAUGAAUAAUUCUCAUUCAGUUCAAUUGAAGGAAACUCUAAUCUCCCAAAAUGUGUGGUAGAAAUUUAUCUUGUGCGAAACUGGUAGUUUCAGAUCAGUCUCCCUUUUACACUGAUCUAUGUGUGAAUGCUACUUGCAUAUACAUUUAUGGCACAUUUGAUACUGCCCACUUUGUGGAGCCAUUUGGGAUGACUAACAACCCUGUUGAUUUUGCUUGCUUUACCUUGUGUGUAACCAAUGGCAUUCUUGCCCUUUUUUUAAAAAAAAUUACUCAGCAGCUGAUGGUUAUAAGAAAUAUUCCCAUGGACUCUUGAUGCUUUGCAAGCACAUCAAAUUUAAGUUAAUUAAAAUGCGCUUCUAAGUACUGUAAUUUAUUUUCUGAUUCACUCUACAGCUUAAAUUUUUGCCUGUUUUUUUUAAAUAUAUAAAAGAUGUUGGAAUGAGGAGUAGAUAUUAAUCCUAAAAAUAUAACCAAAACAAAAUGAUGCAGUUUGGGUUUAAUUAUCAUUCAAAGUAGCAUGCCCUUGCCCAUCAAGAAAACCUAUCAACAAUUGGGUAUGAUUGUUUGUACAUGAAUAUUACAAGGUAGUUAAACAGUAAUGGAUUCAGCCACCAGUGUAACAGACCCUUCGGCCCACCAUGUCUAUGCUCUGGCUAGUGAAGGCAGGCAUCACAUAUGCCUUCUUCAAAAAAGAGACCUAAUGGAUUGGAAAUGAAAAGUUGCUCAUUAAACAAUCUUUGAAAAUUUUAGGUGAAUCGGGUUUGGAUGGCUUAGUCUCAAAGGAACACAUGUUGACCACAUUAGAUUGGAAAUGGCAUGUACGGUAAUCCAAUAACCCCUGUAUGAAGCAGGAUGAACUUAAUUUUUCCAGCUGCUGUCGCCAAGCAAUGACAUUCUAAUGAGCUGCCUGCUCUGCUUCUUCCUUCCCACUGCUGAAUCACCAAAACUGCUUUCUUCCACCUUUGCAACAAUAUUAACCCUUCCACAAACUUCGGUCCACAGUAAAACAUCUCUGCCUCUUUAUAUCUUUCUUCUCUGUGCUGGCAAAUGCACUCUCCCUUGCUCCCACUCUGACUUCUUCACUUCUUGCUCUUCCCCCAGUGGCCGCACCUUAUACAAUGACUAUGUUCCUGCCCUUUGGAAAAUGAAAUCUCAUCUGCAUGUCCACUUUGCACCUCACUUGUACUCUCAAAAGCCUUCAUUCUGCAGCACGCAUUUGAUUCUGCAACUCAGCCACUCCAUUCUUCCCCCAAACCACCUUUUCCAAGCCACUUGUCUACCACAUUCCUUUCUUCCUUAUUGUGAAGUUUGCAGAGAUAUCAUCCAACACUUUAACAGAAUCAGGUUGUAAUAGUGUUGUGAUGAAUUGAGCAUGGCAUUUUCCUCGGCACAAAAAGCACGGUUUAAAUAAUGUUGUUGGAUAACGUGCAAUAGUCAUCUUUAUGAAAAGGUUAUGGUGAUGUGGAUAAAAUGAACAGACAUGGUUCUUUACCCACGGGAAUUUACAAUAGGAAUAGAAAGAUGAAAGAACCUGAUAGCUGAAAGAUUCAUGGAAAUGGCUGAUAAUUAAUCGCCAGCAAAGAUCUUAAUAAACUUUACAAAAAUAUUGGAUUUCACUAACUUUUCUUGCACUAAAUGGGAGCUGCAUUUUGCCUUGAUGCUGUGUUUGACAUCACCAAAAUAACACAUGUGGGACAUGUCAACUUAAAAACAAAUGUUAUUGUAGUAUUCUACAAGCAGUAGUACCUGGAUCAUGCAUUUACAGAUGGCAGAGUGUCAUGAGGGAGGUAGAGAAGAUGGUGGUAUUGGGGAAGAAGGGUUAAAUGACAGUUUUGUGUCAUGUUGACUCCUGUGGUAUGAGCAGUCUGAUCACACCCUGUGCCACAUGGACUACCACCAUAAUUAGCACCAAGGCCACAUGUUGCAGCAUCUUCCACUGAAAUGGACAGAUGCUGUGACUAAUCAGUGAUCUUAAAAUGGAAGUCUAGCAACGACCCUUUAAAUCUAGGAUCAUAUAGAGCUACAGCAUGGAAAGGGGCUCUUCGGCCCAAUAAGUCUGUGCUGACCGUCAACCACCCUGUUGCACUAAUCCCACGUCAAUCUCACUUUUUAUUCUCCCCACAUUCUCAUCCUCCCCCACCCACCCCAGAUUCUACCACUCAGCUAAACACCAGAGCACCCAGAGGAAACCCACAGGGAAAAUGUGCACGGGUGGCGCCUGAGGUCAGGAUUGAACCCACAUCUCUGACACUGUGAAGCAGCAGCUGUACUAGUUGCGCCAUCAUGCCACCCUUGUGCAUGGAUCAUGACUGGAUUUGUGGUUUGUUCUUUGUUUAACUGUUGGCAAACAAUGAAAGCCACAACCUUUUGAUCCAAUUUCUGUCAGUAAGUCAGAAACAUAUGCCGCACAUGUUGGCAAAGUAAUUUUGUGUGUGAAAAGUGGCUGGGAAAUGCCACUUGCUCGAGGGUGAUUCCAAAUGGGAAUUGCCCAAUCCAAUUUCCAGAUGGCUAGGAUUUCUAAUAGAAAUUGGUGAAAACAUAAAAUAUGCUUAUCUAAUAUCUUUUUCCAAUUCAAGUUCUAGCCAGUUUUUAAUUUCGUGCAGAAAUGGUUUGAAAGGAGAUUUCAGGGUUUUCAUCAGGUACAAUGAAGUAUAUUCUUAAAAUUAAUUACUUUUCCAGGAACUUCGGGUAUUUCUGAGAUGGAUUAUGUCAAAUAUGUUCUGGGCUCGUAGGGAAUGAAUGCUACACACUGGAUCUACAUACAUUAUCAAGUUAUAAAGAACACACAAGUGGCCCAGAUGCUAUUAGACAGAUAUGCCAAAUGAGCAACACAUUUGGAAUUUAGUUAAUAUUGUGAUAUCCAGUUGAUUUGUUUUACCAAUAUGCUCAAUGGAAUGGCUACUUGCUUUCUAUUUAUAUGAUGCCUAAAGUUAAAUUUGGGUUCAGAUUUUGUUUUAAGUGAGCAGCAAAUAAAGACUUGCCACUCAGCUUAACAAAGAAGCUCAGGUGAUAAAUGGGAACAGCAUCUGCUGAAAGAAACUAUGCCAAUCUAGUUGUUGUUUAUUGAUGCCCAGUUGUGUAGGACAAUGAAUCAUAAAAUUGGAAAAGGUAUUAACAGCAUCCUACACAACCUUGCAUUGUAUUCAAAUCAUCUAUUGAUUGGAAUGGAGAUUCUAGGAGAGACUGUUCUGAGCACUGCACUAAAGUUCAGUUUCAUUUGGAUUCUGUUAGGUGCCUAAAGACCACCUAAAAGCAUUUUUACAAUAGUUUGACAGAAUCAUGGUGUCAAAGUAGUAUUUAUAGAGAUUUCAUCCAUUUUAAAGUUGUGACUGUUCAGCCUGUUAGUGCUUUUCAUUGUUGGUGCAUCUAUUUGAUAUGCUGCUUGUUCAGAAACUGGAAUCUUACUUAACAAAUCCAAUGGGUUGACUGCUCUUCUGUCUUUCAGUACUUAUAUAAUUAUGAGCUUGUGAUCUUUUCUGAAGGGUUGUUCACCUUAAAUCUUUGGAGUCUUCCAAUGACUAGUUUAAUUAUUUAGUCUGGAAUUGCUGUAGUAUUCUCAUAACACCAAUGCAAAUUCUGUGAAUAUGCUAAUAGUUUUCUGUUGUUGAAUACAAUAACAUAUCACUCUAUUAUAGUUACCCCUAUUUUGUUAGCUCAGAAACCAGUAAAUUUCUGCAGGUAAGAGUCAUUAACAUAAUCAGAUAUCAUAGAAAAUUAGUUUGGUUCUAUUCAAAAUUUAUAGUGUAAUUUACUCAGGCUAUAAAUUCAAAGCGUGCAUGGUAUAGUUGCUCCAUAGUAAUGCCUUUACAGCUGAAUGCUCUGUUGAAAAGCACACAAGACUUUUUUUGAUGAUUUACUCUCCCCUUUUUAAACAUUUAAGACCCUCUAUUACUGGGUAUAAAGAUUGCCCAGGUGUCACUGCAUGGUAUGUUAUCUGCUGCAGUUUAGAAUUGGGCUGUGCUAAUAUGAAGGUGUUUUUGAGGGAUCUCUUUACUGGGACUUCUUUGCUGGAUCUCUCCAUUACUCAUUUUUUUUAAAAUAAAUUUGUAACAGCAAGUUAGAGGCACUCUCUUAUGAUGUCAAUUCUCCUUUCAAGUAUUCAUUACCAAUUAUAUAUUAAUCCUUUUAAACAAAUAUCAAAUGAACAGAUGAAUCGAAUGUUGAUUAUAUCUUUUGAUUUUUUUGCUAAAAUAUAGUCUGUAAUAAUAAUACUAAUCUCAACUCAUUAAUUUUAACUGACAUUUUUGUGUAACUGGCAUUAACAUAACGUAGUACUUUACACAUUUAUUUUCCUGUUUCACUCUACAGAAGACUGUGUCUAGAAUAACUAAACACUGUAAGUAUUAAAGCACGCUACUGGGGUUGCUAGAAAUCUAAAAUAAAAACCUGAAUUAUUUUUUUUGGAACUCCUCAACUGGUCAGAUAAAAUCUCUGGAGAGGAAGCGACCUGCAGAAGGACUUAGACAUGGAAACUCUUAACCUGUUUUCUCUCUCAUAGAUGCUGCCCAACCGCUGUGCAUUUCCAAUGUUAUCUGUUUCAAAACACUAAAAGUAUGAACUGUAGAUUUGAAAUUAAUUUCUGAAAAAUGCACUUUGAGUCAAAUUCAGUCAUGUGAUUCAGCUUUCAUUGUAAGAAUUGGGACUGUGUUUUGAUCUAAUAGACUAAUAAAUUAUGAAAACAACUGGCUGGCACUUCUUUAUAAAUAUUACUGAUAAAUUCCAGUCAGUCCAAUAGGAUUUUCUUCACCUAGAUUAUCAAAUUGCUGAUCCUCACAGCAUUCUUUUAAGUUUCCUAACAAAAUUCAAUGUUUUGUUUUUGUGGUACAAGUAAUUAAAACAUUAGUUGUGCUUGCAGAAAUUGAUCUGGUAAGAGAGUGCAUUUAGUUUUUAAAACUUUAAAGACACCACAGGUUUAAAAUGCUUGUUUUAGGAGUUAAAUUAGUUAGAAAUCAGGGUAAUCAAAAGACAAGCAGGCUUUAAAAUAUAUCGGGUAACUUUUUUCCACCAUGUAAAUGGAUGAAUUAUAGUUAAAAUGUGUUGUUAAUAUAAUAUCACAUGUCUGUGUGCUGUUAUUAUAUGUUGAAGCAAAGUUGUAUUGUUAAUAAACCUUCAUAUAUCUUUCAAGUUAUUAAAUGGGAAUGUACCACUGACCUGACAUCUAACCAAAUGGUUCAACAAUUGUACUGUAUAUUGCUAAGAUCUAAAUCAUGUGGACUUUAAUAUCCACAAUCAGUUUUCAGUCACAAUCCAGAAGAGGAUGCACUUGAAAUUAAAAUAAAAUCAUGUAAAUGUUUUGUUUUUCAUUUUCACAAACAAGCAUCCCUGAAGUCUUGUAUGACGUAAAUGUUGGAAAGUAGCUACAGUUUAACUGGGUGGAAUUUGUGAUAGGAGUUUCUGGUAUGAUUGAUAUCUUUGCUUACCGUAUCCAAUUACAUCUUGUUAGUGCCUUAAUAUUGUUUCCAUAUAUUGGGUAAAUGCAGGUAUUAAAAUGUCAGAAGCAGCAAUAUCUUGAAACCAGUAGAAAUGCAAAUUCCACAUGGUUUAAUAUUAUUAAAAUACAGAAUACAACUUGUAAUUAAUCCCAUUCUUUUAAUUUCUAUGCAACAAAUUCAAGUAUUGCUGUAUUAAUGGCAAUUGCUGUAUAUGUUUAAUUUUUGUUUAAUUCAGUUUAUUGUGCAUUUUUGAUGAAAGUAAAAGUUUAUUGGAUA
Pristis pectinata (smalltooth sawfish) is the source of this 11535-nucleotide messenger RNA. RefSeq names its product rho-related GTP-binding protein RhoJ-like. NCBI's taxonomy places the organism in Eukaryota, Metazoa, Chordata, Chondrichthyes, Rhinopristiformes, Pristidae. The coding region runs from base 250 to 906 and encodes 218 amino acids. Gene Ontology annotation, biological process: small GTPase-mediated signal transduction. The record is from RefSeq and is a predicted model, not a curated record. The transcript has 5 exons. Gene Ontology annotation, molecular function: GTPase activity; GTP binding.